This is a messenger RNA of Cuscuta epithymum, 1092 nucleotides long. The record is from the annotation of a GenBank genome assembly. NCBI's taxonomy places the organism in Eukaryota, Viridiplantae, Streptophyta, Magnoliopsida, Solanales, Convolvulaceae.
CUAGAAUAGUAAUAAAAAUAUAAAAUCAUAGUAACUUGUGUUCAAUUUGUAUUCUUGAGUUACUAUUUCAUUACAUUAUAAUAACAAUUAAUUAUAUUUGUGUAAAUAAAUUUUUUAAAUCUGAUUUUAGGAAAGAUGGUUUUAACAAAAUGUGAGGCAAAAUGAGAGAGAAUGCAUGAGCGUAUGUUUUUGUAGAACAAUUAAACAAUCCAGACGAAAUGUUUUAAUUAAAAAAUAAAAAAGUGGAAAUAUUUGAUAGGCGGUGCAAUCGUAGGCGGUGCAAUUAGGAAUGUUUAAAUUCUAUUCCGUAGAAGGAACUAUUCUCAGUAUUAUGAUCAUAUCGAUAGAAAAGCACAGAGAGAGAAAAUGGGCAGAGGGAAAUCAAAGAUCGAGAUUAAACCGAUCGAGUCACUGGCAGCUCGGAAUGUAUGCUUCAGCAAGCGGAGGAAUGGGCUGUUCAAGAAGGCAUCGGAUCUGUGCCGCCUAUUCCCCGGAGUUAAAGUUGCGGCGGUGGUGUUCUCUCCGGCGGGAAAGCCGUAUGUGUAUGGCGACCCAACUGGGAUUUUGGAGCAGGGCAGCGGCAGUCCUCUGUUUCCUUCGCCGUUGUCCGGUGAUCCGGUGAUCCGAGGGGCGCAACUGCAGGGCGGGUGUCCUUCGCCGUCCUCGGUUCUGGCCGGUGACCAUCUUAUUUCUGAGCCCUGCGGCUACUCACCAGUUGAGAAGAAGACUGGUUGGGAAGAAGAUUGGCUAAUUAGUGGAGAAGACAUUGAAUCAAUGAUCCAAGAGUUGCAGGGCGGUGAUCAUCUUAUUUCCGACCCCUCAAUUCAGCCGGAGAUACUCAGAGAAGAAGAUGUGGGUUCAAUGAUCCAAGAGUUGCUGUGGUCGUAGGGCCUUACUAUUAUAUUUUGAACUCAUCCCGCCAUCAAUUUUACUCUCUUCUGACUUUAGGGUUUAUAUCAUCGAGAAUUGCUAUUAUUAAUUAUGGGACUAAAGUAUAUAUAAUCAUGCUCGAUCAUAAUGCCAAUUAUUGUAUGUAUUACAUGAUCUCAGUUCCUUAUUUCAUUCUUUUGUCAAAUGUAUACACAAAUUAUU